AUGGUGGCGAGGUGCUGCGGCUGCCGCCGGGCCCUGGCGGUGGUGCCUCCCGGCGCGCUGUGCCUGGGCGCGGCGCUCAGCGGGCUCUUCAGCUUCGCCUUCUUGGCCGCGGCCCUGGGCACCGAUUACUGGUACCUGGUGAGCGUGGACUCGGCCAACAGCAGCGCUUGGGACGCCGAGCAGCUGAGUUCCCACUCCGGACUCUGGCGCCUCUGCGAAGGUAGGGCUGCGCCGCGCGCGCCUUCUUUCCUCGGGUUCGCGACGGGAGCAGCCCGCGCUUCCCUUGCCACUGGGAUCCGGAGAGGAGGGUGCUUUUUCUGGGAUCCAAAGCGGAUCGCGUCGGGGGUCGAGCGCCCCCACCCCCCAAUAAAAAACCGAGCUUAGGCUUGGAUCUGCCGGUUUCAGUAGUCGUGAAAAACUUUCUGCUAACAGAGGAAUCGCCGUCGGGUCACAAGAUGAAUCGCUUGGUGGUGAGUUGUUGUGGCAGCCGGCAUUCCUCUGCCCUACUCAAGUCUCUGCGUCCUGGGGACGUCUUGAUUCUGCUUCACCCUUUUGGAAGAUAGGACGCUGCAUUACUAGUCCGUCUAGGUCAGUAUUGCCAACUCUGGCCGGCAGCAGCUCUCGAGGUUUUCUCACGGAAUUCUCUCACCGUCGUCCCUGGAGAUGCCGUGGAUUGAUCCUGGGACCAUCUGCAUGCAAAGCAGGUGCUCUGGCUGCCCUUUCCCCAAGCCCCUGCUCUCUUACCCACCUGGGCUAUCCCGACGCUCACCUGCAACUAGCUGUCCUCCCUGGUUUGUGUAUACAUUUGGGGGUGGGGAUCCCAGUGCCUUAUAAUCGCAGGAUCCUGGUUAAGGCGAACUGGAAUUGUUCCAUCCCUUUUUGCUGGCAAUCGAAGAAUUUCAGCCAUCCCGGUGGUUCUUUAACCUCCACGGAUUUCCACGCAUUUAUAACUUUCUGUGCUGGGGCCGAGGGGUGAGGGUGGGGGGAAGAGAUGAAAAAAGGAAAGAACUGGAUUGCAGCCAAGAAUCCGCCCUCCUGGAGAGAAAGGAGGGCUGGGGUAUCAGAGAGGAGGAAAGGGGAGGGGGAAGCGGAGGCAGCGCUUUCUUCAGCUCUCUGUUCAGAAGAGAGACCCGAUUGAACUUCCAUCAAAGAUACGAAAUGUCAGAGGGACGCAUCGAAUGUUCGCUUUCACACUCUGGCGCCCAUCAGGAGUUCUGACACCCCUGGGUGUUGCACCUCUGGGCUCAUGUGGAUAUGCCCCCUGCUAAAUAAAUCACAGCCGGGGGCGGGCGGAGAGGAGCCUGCUCUCAUCUGAGCUGUGCUCUCUCGGAGGUCGCUCCCACGCCACCUGUUUAUCGAACAGCCAUCCUGAUUUGUUUUGCGGGAGUCCUUGAAUCAAGCCGUUGUUAUUCCACAUUUUCCAGCGCAUGGACGUAGCCGGGGGGCGGGGCAGCUGCCCUCCCCCAAAUCAAGUAAAUAAAACUAAAUGACCAACUGCGUCGCUGUAACUUGGUUCUUGCCCCCCCCCAACAUAAAGCCCUCCACCAAUAAAUCCUGGCUACUCCCAUCUUCCAGUGUGUCCUACUCUCCCACCCCACACUUUCCUUGUCGCAAAAGGUCAAUUUUGCAGGAACUAUAGUUCGUUAAUGGGGCUGGGAAUUGUGGCUUCGUAGGGGGAAUGUAAAGUUUCUGGGAUUCUUGCGAAGGUGUGUGUGUGUGUGUGUGCCAUGUGCUUUAAAUGUAUGGUGUUGAUUUGCCCUAAAAUUGCACAGGCUGAAUUGGUUGGCGUGUGAUUUGAAUCCGACCCACAAAUAGCAACAGUUCAGAAGUACAAUUGCAACCAUACAGCUGAGGUUGAAAUUUUCCUCUCUGUCAGGUUCAGUUGCUGUCAUUCUCAAGCUGUUUGGUUCUGGGAUUUUGGAACCUUUUGGGUCAGCGGAAUUUUCUGCUGUGCAUGAACACCAGUUUGCCCUAUUGGGAGGAAAGGGAAGGUUCAAAGUCCUCCAGGCCUUUAGAGCGAGGGCUCCCAAACAAUGGUCCGUUAGAUUCAUUCAGGUGGUCCAUUCAUACUGGUCUUUGACUGCAUAUUUCUUGCCUCUUUUUCUUAUACUGUAGGCAUUUUAUUGUAUUGCAACCUGAACUCGUAGACAUAGAAGAAGCAAUAUUUUUUAAAAAACAAUUAAAAUUAAAAACCAUACAGCACAACACAUUGCAAUUACUUAAACAGGCAGAAAAAUAAUUAUGUGCUGUGUGAAGACCAUCAGAAUUUUUCCAAGUUGCUAGUUCCACCCCACACCUGAAGAGUGCACUUCCUAGCCCAAUGGAGGUUCUUACCCCUCCAUUGCCAAAAAGUGAUAAUUCAGGUACCUUGGAUGGAUACAAAUCAGAGAGGGGAAUGAAGGAGCUGCUGCGGCAGCAGCAAUGUCAUAGGGAGAAAUGAGUGUGAGGCAGGUCAGCCAGCUGCUUUGAUUUGCUCACCCAGUGGAGACUGGUCCUUUAGGGCAAAUGGAGCCCUGCCCCACCAACUUCCCCCAGACAGCGCCACACCUGCCUUGGCUUUUUUACUUACAGGCAGUCCAGGGGAUGGUACUGGCUUUCAGCUUCCUCCUCCUCCUCUGUCUACAUUGUCCUUGGAGAACUCAGCAGGAAAGAGGAUGGGGCAAAAACUAGAAUUACCGUAUUUUUUGCUCCAUAAGAUGCAUCUUUUCCCUCCUAAAAAGUAAGGGGAAAUGUGUAUGCGUCUUAUGGAGCGAAUGCAGGCAGGAGGCUCUGCUCAGCGCUCCCUUUAAAGAGCCGCACGGAGCAUGUGUGCAGCUUUCGGGGGCUUUUCCCCGAGAAGGGAGAAGGGACUGACGGGCUGCCCUCUGUCCCUUUCCACACCUCCUGGAAAAGUAAGCAAGAGACGCUGCCGGGCUCUGCUCAACGCUUCCUUGUAAGGGCUCCCUUUCAUCCCUCAUCCCGCUUUGCUGGGAAGCCAGCAGAACAAGAGGUGCUGCGCAGCUAUCGCUCUUGCUCUGCUGGCUUCAGCAAGAGCUGCACAGCUUGCUCUGCUGGCUUCUCAGCGAAGCGGGAGGAGGGACGGAAGGGUUUAAAGCAAGAAAAGCAAGAGCUGCUUACAUGCUCUGUGCAGAAUAUUUUUUUUCUUGCUUUCCCCCUCUAAAAACUAGGUGUGUCUUAUGGUCAGGUGAGUCUUAUGGAGCGAAAAAUACGGUAGUUGAUUUUGUCAUUGGCUCGGGCUCCAUCUACUGUUGAUCUCGUGGCCUACCGCCCCACCCACGUCAAUGGGCACCAGCCACCACUGUGCUCUCCCACCACCCCAUCUUAUUGGCAAGAAAGGCUCUGGGCUUAAUAAGAGGAGUCCCAUGGUAAUCAACCUCAACCCAGUUAGCUCCACCUCUCUGUCUGUUCAAGGUCCCAGAUAUAUUAUGUGUUCGAGAUGUAAAAUUUCCUGUCUAGGUUAGCACUGCUGAAGGUGGGAGGCAGCACUUUGGAAUGGCAAACUCUGUGGCUGGAUCUCUGUUCAUCAUUUGAUGCUCUUCCUCUCCUUGUCACUUCCCCCCAGGGCAGAACGCCUGCACGCCUCUGAUAGACCCAUUCGGCACAGAGAGUUGGCAAGUUUCCGCAUCGCUCCAGCAUCUUAUAUGUGAGUCGGCACAUAUAAUGUGGGCUCAGCCUUUUGGAUGGUGGUGGGAAUCCCUGUAUAGCAAGAUGGAGUUUGGAAGUGUGUUCUCGGGGUGGGGGUGGCGUGAUGUAGUUGGGUAAUUUUGGACCCUGGACUUCGUGGCUAUAGGGAGGGACCCUUUUAGAUGGCUGUGUGUGCGUUACCACAUUGACUAAUGUAGGGAUGGCCACCAAAGUGGUCAGCUUUAAAGAGGAUUAGACAAACCCAUGGACGAUAAGGCUGUUAAUGGUCAUUAGCUAUGAUGGCAAUGUUCCGUCCACUCUGUCGAAGGCCAUAUUCAUCUGAAAACCCAGCUGCUGGGAAUCAGAACUGGUACCGUAUUUUUCGCUCUAUAAGACGCACCAGGCCACAGUUUUUGGAGGAGGAAAACAAGAAAAAAAAUAUUCUGAAUCUCAGAAGCCAGAACAGCAAGAGGGAUCGCUGCGCAGUGAAAACAUCAAUCCCUCUUGCUGUUUUGGCUUCUGGGAUAGAUGCGCAGCCUGCAUUCGCUCCAUAAGACGCACACACAUUUCCCCUUACUUUUUAGGAGGGAAAAAGUGAGUCUUAUAGAGCAAAAAAUACGGUAAGUGCCCUGUUGCACUUGUGGCCUUCUCAUAAACAUCUGCUUAUCCACAGUGAGAACAGGAUACUGGGACUAGAAGGCCUUUUUGCCUGAUCCAACAGGGUUCAGUCAUGAAGCACAAAAUCAACCUUUAUAUUCUCUGUUCCCAUCACUAUUCCAUGCUCUACAACUGCUCCAUGUUAGAGCAAAGCAAACAAAUUAAAAAGGAAUGCAAACAUUUUUCAAACUCCAAUUUAAGAAAAUACACACUGAGCAUAUACUGUACAGCUUCACAUUUUAAACUGACUUGGAUCAUAGGACCAUCUUGACUACAGGGAAGAUACAGAACUUGCAUUUGCUGAACACAUUUAAGUGGGAAUAAAUCCCGUUUUGUGGUAGAAAUGGAUUCGCAUGUUUUUUAAAAGAAAAUAAUAAUAAAAUUAGUAUCUGUAACCCUGUACAUGCCUGAUCAGCUCACCCCUGGCUAUAAAAUGUUUUUAAUGAUGAUAAAAAGUAGUAGUAGCAGCAGCAGCAGCAGCAAGAAAGGAUGGUGUGGUGGCCAGGAUGAGCCCCAGGUGCCGGUGCUGGGCCAGUUUGCUGCCAUCAUCUGCCACACUUAAGAGUGGUCAUUUGGGGGCACCUCGAGUUGCACCACUGGUGUUGAGUCUCAGAGUGCGUUCACUUUCCCACCUUAGUGGUCAGUGAAGCUGGUCUCCCCUCCCCUUCGUCUUCACCCUAGGCAAAAGUGUCCACACCUUGGCCAUAGACCAAUCAGGCACAGUUUAAGGACUUUAAUCUGUGUGAAGCUGGUUUGAGAAACAGCUGCAUCCGACAGUGAUAUUUUAUAACAGGAUUAAUGCCUGUUUUAGAUAAUGUGUGAAUAUGGAUUAAAUACCCAGCACUGGAAAAGCAGUAGGUACACGGUAAGCGGGAGUGUGAGCCCAGCCUUUAUCGCUGGAGGCCCUUCUCCAAAUCAGAUUAUGGUUGAAGACGAGCACUGUUUUGGAGGUGCGAGCAGGGCGAUUUGUCUCUUGAAAUAAAAUGUCACGGGGAGGAAACAGAAAGGUGGGGGGCUCUCCUUCAUCAGAGGCUUUUAAAAAGCAGAAGCUGGAUGACCACCUAUCAGGGAUGCUGUAGCACUAGGGUCCCUGGAUUGUCCGGCGGUUGAAUCCAGUGACCUCUGGGGUCAUCUGUAAAGCUGCAUUCACCUAUCCUCCAAUACACCGUCCUGCUUUCCCCCUCCACUGGAUGUCCUCCUCUUCUGUCUCUCUGCCAGCCAUGCAUCGAGCCUUUGUGGUCCUGCUGCCUCUCAGCCUCGUCUUGAUCGUCUUUGGCUGGAUCUGUGGGGUCAUCGGUUCCUUGGUCCAGAGCUCCCGCCUUUUGCUCUUCACAGGCUGCUAUUUUCUGCUGGGUGGUGAGUGAAGCUAUGUCUUUGGAGGGGGGGAAACCAGGUUUUCUUUCUUUAUCAGUCCCUCUCUCCCCACCCCCCGUAACAUGGCAAAAUGUCAUUAAACACUUGCUCUCAGGGAAUACUUAGCAGAUUCUGUCUUAGCGCCAUCAGGUCACAGCUGCCCCUUGGGGAGACCAAGGUGCAAAGGAGUGUGCUGUGGUCUUGGUGCUACGGGAACCACAUAUUGUCUCAUCAUCGACUCCUGACCUGUCCUCACCGCCUUUCCCCUUCCUUGAAGGCAGAAAAAGCAGGACUCUUGACUGCUCAGAACAGCAGAUGAGCCUACCCAGAAUCCUUUGCAGAAGGGAUGGGGGGACUUGGUGUUAGGAGCUCAGCAUAUACUCGAGUAGGACCCUGGCAGAGACAGAUGCCCGACUGGCAUGUUCCCUCCCUCCUGGUCGAUCAUUUGGGAGCUUCAAAAGCUUUCUUCAGCCCGAACAUCACAGCGACCGAUGCCAACUGACACCGGCACAUUAGGGAUCCACAGAGUUUGCGCAUCAUGCGUAACAGACCUCAGCAACUCAGCCUUUUGGCUAAUUACUUUAUUUACAUAUAAACAUACACGGAGCACUGCAACUUGGCUCCCUCUCUCUCUAGCAUCAGACAGCAAAGAGAAAAAGAACAAAGAACAAUAGUCCCACUUCACGGAACACAGUAACACAAACAUCCUGUCUCCGUCACUUCCUACUCUGUGGAGUCAAAACAUACACCGUCAUGUGAUGGACAACAAUCCCAUGACUGCAAUCACGGAGCAGGAAUUCUAACACCUGAUGGUUUCCAACUCUUGUCAGCUCCUAGCCACUAAGAUGGGAACUGAAGUCCAAGCGCACCUGGAGGGCCACAGGUCCUUCAUCUCUGCUUUGCAAGCGUCAGGGUUUAGCACUUGAUCCAAGCUGACUUACACUGGGACAAGGAAAGUUCUUUGGCUGGUGGAACCGCUCUCCUUGCAGGCCCCAUGUGGGCAUGGGUGGUCUGACGGUCAAGUAGAUACAAAAGCUAAUCUCUACUUGCUAUCCUUCAUGCCACUUGUUCGAGAACUGACUGCAGACUGGAUUCCUGAUGAUGUUUUAUUGUUAACACAGCUCUGUCUUACAAGACAUGUGGAGGUUGGGGAACCCUAGCUCAGUGGUAGGACAAAUGAGGGUGUCCCAGAUGCAGCCACUGGCCUCUCCCAUUAAAAGGGUCAGGUGAUGUGAAAGCAGCAGAGGUUUAGCAUCAAGAGUUAUCCUUUUCCUAGAGGGGCCUUCUCUGUAGUGGGGCCCGCCCUGUGGAACACCCUCCCACCAGAUGUCAAGGAAAUAAACAACUAUCUGAUUUUUAGAAGACAUCUGAAGGCAACCUUGUUUGGGGAAGUUUUUAAUGUUUGAUGUUUUAUAGUGUUUUUAAUAUUCUGUUGGGAGCCGCCCAGAGUGGCUGGGGAAGCCCAGCCAGGUGGAUGGUGUGUAAAUAAUAAACAUUAUAAUUAUUAUGGCUACCUUCCCAGGUUAAUGAGCCAAAUCUGCAUAUAGAUUCAAUCGCACCCCACUAAAAAAAACAUGAGAAUAUUGUAUCAUUCAAUAUUAUUCGGAGCAUCCAUCAUGUGAAUAAAUCCAGCUAUUUUAAUUGUGAUGAUGAUUCACAACAACAAUAUUUACCCUACUGCCUCUGACUAAUAAUAAUAAUAAUAAUAAUAAUAAUUUAUUAUUUAUACCCCGCCCAUCUGGCUGGAUUUCCCCAGCCACUCUGGGCAGCUUCCAACAAAACACUAAAAUACAAUAACCUAUUAAACAUUAAAAGCUUCCCUAAACAGGGCUGCCUUCAGAUGUCUUCUAAAAGUUUGGUAGUUAUUUUUCUCUUUGACAUCUGGUGGGAGGGAGUUCCACAGGGCGGGUGCCACUACCGAGAAGGCCCUCUGCCUGGUUCCCUGUAACUUGGCUUCUCGCAGUGAGGGAACCGCCAGAAGGCCCUCGGCACUGGACCUCAGUGUCCAGGCAGAACGAUGGAGGUGGAGACGCUCCUUCAGGUAUACUGGACCGAGGCUGUUUAGGGCUUUAAAAGUCAGCACCAACACUUUGAAUUGUGCUCAGAAACUUACUGGGAUGCUCCUUUGAGUUAUCAUGGUUAGGAGCAGUGUGGCAUGAGCCCUGAUCGGGGGCAGUGUCUGCUACAGGACUGGCACUGACCCGUCCCCUUUCCCCCUCCCCCCAGCACUGCUGACCCUGUCGGGAACCAGCACCUACAUCUGCUACUCCAGCGCAGCCUUCGCCGAGACAGUGCGCAUGUUUGACCAGCAGCGCUUCGAGCACGUCCGCAUCGCCUUUGGCUGGUCCCUGGCCCUUGCCUGGCUCUCUUUUGGCACCGAGGGGUUGGCCAGCAUCCUGCUCCUCCUGGCCGCUCAGGGGCUCCGCCUGAAGCCGGAUGCCUGUGCGGUGUUCAUCUGA
This is a messenger RNA of Podarcis lilfordi (Lilford's wall lizard), 8093 nucleotides long. NCBI's taxonomy places the organism in Eukaryota, Metazoa, Chordata, Lepidosauria, Squamata, Lacertidae. The record is from the annotation of a GenBank genome assembly.